AUGGUAAAGAGAUUGGAUAGAUUCGGAGACAUGAAUAAAGCUAACAGUACUUUAAACAGUAGACAUGCAUCGAGAGAUCGUAGUUAUAGUCCGGAUUAUCCAAUAGCUGUGACUAAUAAAUUUGAUAGAGCUCAAUAGAGACAUAAUACUUCAUUCGGUCCAAUAGAAGAGAACAAUCGUGCACAUGGAACUUAGUCAAUACAAAAGAGAUCAACUAAUGUGACUUUGAGUGUGCAAAAUAGUCCAAGAGUAAAAUCAUCUCUUGAUAACCGACAACCUUUAAUUCCUAAAACAAAAAACAUUGUCAAUUAGUCCGUUGACUUUGUCGAUAGAUGCAAUAUAUCAAUUAAUGAGAUUAUCAAGUCAAGCAUGCGCAAAACGACCGGCGACUAACUCUUCGGUAUUUCUGGCUAUCAUAUUCCUAAUACAAAUAUCGUGACAUAAAGACCCAGGACUACGAAGUUUACUCAUUAUAAUGUACCUCAAUUCAUGGAUAAACAGGUAAAAGCAAAGGAAUUCGUCCCAGGUCCUAAAUAUGAAACAAUGAGUGAUUGGAAAGAUAACUUUAAGGGUAGAGGACACUUUACUAAAAGCCCUAGAAUCACUUACACUCAAAAUAUUAUUAAAGAAAGCAAGCUUUAAGAUUCGCCUGGGCCAGGAGCUUAUAAGCAUCCUGAAUAUAUCAAAGCAAGAAAGGGUGAAAAGGGUAAUGUAGCAUUAUCAGAAAAGAUAUGUGGAUUUAUCGAGGAGGCCAAAUUUUUGGGGUCAGAGAGUCCUCCAACAAAAUAUGAAGUCAGCUAUGAUCGUGUUGACUCUGAUAUGAAAUAUGCAAGGAUAAAGGCAAGUAAAGUCAGCAGAAUGGAUAAGCUAGUCAAGGAUCCAAACAAGCCAUCACCAGGAGAUUAUAAUACAAUUGAUGCCUAUUAAAAGACGCAAAUACUGACUCGAGUGCACAAGAUCGGUAUUUCUAAGAAUAAUUGCUUCGUGGAUGAAGCCUAGAAAGCCAAAAACUUUUUACCAGGCAUAGGAGCCUAUAAGGUAACAAGCAAGGCUUACGAUCUUCUGAGCAAAAGCCCUAUAUCCAUUAGAAAACUCAGACAAUGA
This is a messenger RNA of Stylonychia lemnae, 1104 nucleotides long. Lineage: Eukaryota; Ciliophora; Spirotrichea; Sporadotrichida; Oxytrichidae. The record is from the annotation of a GenBank genome assembly.